GCACAUUAGUUCAUCUUUAUCUAUGAUCAAGCAGAGCAAGUACCUCUAAAACUUGCAGAGAGAACACACGUGUCAUGCGGGUAGACGUCAUCCUUGUGCCGUUGCGCCUCCGCCUAUUUGGAGCCUCCAAAAUCAAAAGGGAACAUCCGAGGAGGCAAGCACCCUCCCCUCCGCUCGACUGCGCGGAUCACUAUGCUCCCGCCGCAACUCCCCGGACCCGCCGGGCACCUCCCGCUCGCCCUUGCCGUCACCGCCUCCUUCGCCAUCAGCUGCAGCGGUGGCUCCGCCAGCGGCCGCUCCCGCCGCCGCCGCCGCGCGAAGCCCAAGCCCAUCGUGUUCCCGCCCCCGCCGCUCCGCCGCCUGGUCUCCUCCUCCCUCCGCCGCCUCCUCCCGCGCCCGCGCCCCCUCCGCGGCGGAUGGCUCGGGCCAAGGGGGAGGCGGAAGGCGCCCGCCGAGGACGUGGUGCUGCUCGUCCUCUCUCUGGCCCUGGGCGACAGGCUCGCCGUCCUCGCUGAGGCCUGGCGCGCGUCGGGCCUGGGCCAGGCGCUCGGCAUCUGGGCGGCGGUGUGGGGGCGAGCGAGGAGGAGGAAGAGGGCGAGCGGGCUCCGGAGGCUCGCGGCGCUGCUGCUCGGGAUCGCGUUCUGCGCGCUGGCGUCGCAUUUCAGAGGGGCGGCGUUCCUGGAAGGCCUCCGGAAGACGGGCGGCGGCCGGAAAUUAGCGCGGAUUCUCCUGCGGUGAUUGAUUUUGUUUCCCUAUUCGAUUUCUUGAGGAUGCAUUUGCCCGAAACGGCGUCGGAAUUGUAGGUUUCCUUGUGCGGAUGGAUCGUGUUCCUGAACUGUUGAUGUGAUUCUGUUGCGGCUGCUGUUCUCUACUGGAAGGCAUUCUGUUGGCGUCCUGAUGAACUGGACUGUUGAUUUGGAGCAUCUUGUUCGUCUGGUUU
This is a messenger RNA of Triticum aestivum (bread wheat), 940 nucleotides long. RefSeq lists its product as uncharacterized. NCBI's taxonomy places the organism in Eukaryota, Viridiplantae, Streptophyta, Magnoliopsida, Poales, Poaceae. The record is from RefSeq and is a predicted model, not a curated record. The coding region runs from base 193 to 738 and encodes 181 amino acids. The transcript has a single exon.